AUUGAACAACCCACUUUUUCUUUGGAUAAUAGAAGUUGACAGACCCGCCUUUAAAUAGAGGACAGUGGGACAGUCUGAAAUGAAAGAUGGCGUCGUUGAUGUGCUUUCUUCGCUCGGGGAAGAAUGCUGUUUCAGCUGUCCUCCGGAGGGAGUUUCAUAAGACGCCGUCUGCUGCUGUGCAGGUGACGGUGAGAGAUGCUCUUAACCAGGCUAUGGACGAGGAGCUGGAGAGGGAUGAGCGUGUGUUCCUGCUUGGUGAAGAAGUUGCACAGUAUGAUGGUGCCUACAAGGUCAGCAGAGGUCUUUGGAAGAAGUAUGGGGAUAAACGCAUCAUUGACACACCCAUUUCAGAGAUGGGAUUUGCCGGCAUUGCUGUUGGUGCUGCCAUGGCUGGCCUGAGGCCCAUCUGUGAGUUCAUGACCUUCAAUUUCUCCAUGCAAGCCAUCGACCAGGUCAUCAACUCGGCAGCCAAGACAUACUACAUGUCAGCCGGGCUGCAGCCUGUGCCCAUUGUGUUCCGAGGGCCCAACGGUGCAUCUGCAGGAGUAGCAGCUCAGCACUCGCAGUGCUUCGCUGCCUGGUAUGGCCACUGUCCUGGGUUAAAGGUCGUAAGUCCCUGGAAUGCAGAGGAUGCCAAAGGGCUCCUUAAAUCAGCCAUUCGUGAUGAUAAUCCAGUGGUGGUGCUGGAAAAUGAGCUGCUGUACGGCGUGGCCUUUGAGAUGUCUGAGGAAGCACAUUCCAAAGACUUUACCAUCCCCAUCGGAAAGGCAAAAAUUGAGAGAUCAGGAAGUCACAUCACUCUCGUCUCACAUUCCCGAAUGGUUGGUCAUUGUCUUGAUGCUGCUGCUGUCCUGGCCAAAGAGGGGAUUGAGUGUGAGGUUAUAAACUUGCGCACCAUCAGACCCCUUGAUGUAGAAACAAUCGAAACCAGCGUGAUGAAAACCAACCACCUGGUAACAGUUGAGGGAGGCUGGCCCCAGUUUGGAGUUGGUGCUGAGAUUUGUGCCAGAAUCAUGGAAGGUCCUGCGUUCAACUACCUGGAUGCUCCUGCCGUCCGAGUUACUGGAGUGGACAUCCCCAUGCCAUAUGCAAAGAUUUUGGAGGAUAACAGCUUACCGCAAAUCAAAGACAUCAUCUUUGCAGUGAAAAAGACUCUAAAUGUGUCAUAGGCAGAAAAACGGUUUACGCACUUUCAGGAUGUUUCACUCUUUCCUGGCCCUAAAAACCAUUGUGAUUCCCCCAGCUACCAAAUAUGCCAGAAAGGAUGUACUAAGUAGUUAAGAAUCUCACAUAUGUAUAUUGGUCUUUCUGUUACAUGAUGGGUCUCAACUAAUCAGUGGAUGUCUUGUAUCUGCAAGAUGUCUUUUGUCCUAAAAAGGGAUAUUUAUUACCAAAGGGUGAAUCCAGCCUUUGUGUAUUUUCUAAAUGUUCUAAUAUUAAGAUGAAAUUUAAUAACAGACAGCACUUAAUCAUCUUGGCAGCACUUAUUUAUAUCCUCUUUGGCAAGACGUGUCCUUUAUUGCUAGAAGUGUAGUCUUGUGAAGACAUUAUGCAGAAUUCCCUUUCAUUAAACAGAAGUGACAGGA
This is a messenger RNA of Pangasianodon hypophthalmus (striped catfish), 1586 nucleotides long. RefSeq names its product pyruvate dehydrogenase E1 subunit beta (gene pdhb). Lineage: Eukaryota; Metazoa; Chordata; Actinopteri; Siluriformes; Pangasiidae. The record is from RefSeq and is a predicted model, not a curated record. Gene Ontology annotation, biological process: pyruvate decarboxylation to acetyl-CoA. The transcript is spliced from 10 exons. Bases 87 to 1169 code for a protein of 360 amino acids. Gene Ontology annotation, molecular function: pyruvate dehydrogenase (acetyl-transferring) activity.